Messenger RNA from Clavispora lusitaniae ATCC 42720, 1392 nucleotides. RefSeq names its product NADPH-adrenodoxin reductase (gene ARH2). Gene Ontology annotation, cellular component: mitochondrion. Gene Ontology annotation, biological process: ubiquinone biosynthetic process. Lineage: Eukaryota; Fungi; Ascomycota; Pichiomycetes; Serinales; Metschnikowiaceae. The record is from RefSeq and is a predicted model, not a curated record.
AUGCGCCUUCCACUUUCACUUCGGUUCACCAGAAAGUACAACGUAGCCAUCGUUGGCACAGGCCCAGCUGGCUUUUACACAGCUCACCAUUUGCUACAGAAAAGUACAAGUCCGCUUAAAAUAGACUUUUUCGACCGUUUGCCCGCACCAUAUGGGCUUUCGAGAUAUGGCGUGGCGCCCGAUCAUCCUGAGGUGAAGAAAUGUGAAGAGUACUUGGACAGAAUCAUGGAUGAGCACAGCGAGAAUGUACGGUUUUUUGGCAAUGUCAAUGUUGGUCAAGAUGUCUCGUUGGCCCAAUUGGAGAAACACUACCAUUCGGUGGUUUUAGCGUACGGAUGUACUGCCGCUGACAAGAGUCUCAGCAUUGAAGGCUCGUCUUUACCAGGCGUGGUACCGGCGCGGAAAAUUGUUAAUUGGUACAAUGGGCAUCCGGACUCUGUUUCGGCAGAGAUCCCCCCGUGGGAGAAAAUCGAAAAUGUCACCAUCAUAGGAAACGGAAACGUUGCAAUUGAUGUUGCGCGUGUUUUACUUGCUGGUCCUCGCCACUGGGCGCCAACAGACAUGCUGACACGGGCGGUGGAGCAGCUUGAGCGGAGUGCAGUGAAGAAAGUCAAUAUAGUGGCUCGUCGUGGCUUAUUGCACUCUGCAUUCACAAAUAAGGAGAUGCGCGAGCUCUUGCAACUCCCGGAGCUGCAUUUUCUUCCCAUUGCCGAUUCUGUGAUGGAGCCAAUACGGCCCUUGGUGAAAACAUUAGGACGUGUGGACAAGCGCAAGUUUACAAUGCUAGAAAAGGCGUGUGGUGCGCCUCCCCCACCAGAAGCUAAAAAUUCAUGGGCCCUUGAGUUCUUUCAGUCUCCAAGGCAAUUUGUGGCCGCACAAGAUCCUCAACUUCUCUCGGAAACUGUUUUUGAGGAAAACGAACAAGACGGGGCAGGGGUGCGUCCUACAGGCCGUCUUCGGCGCCUCAAAAACGAUUUGGCAGUGUUAUCUAUAGGCUAUUCCGGGAGAGGCUUGCCCGGCUUCGAAGAGUGCGGGCUCGUUUUCGACGAGAAGAAGAACUGUGCUCUGCAUAUCGGAGGACGCAUGUUAAGUCCACAGGGAGAGAUUGUACCUGGGUGGUAUGCAGCCGGAUGGCUACGCAGCGGACCUCGUGGUGUGAUUGCAUCUACAAUGAUGGAGGCGUUCGACACAGCAGAAAAAGUUCUACUGGAUCUCGAUCUGAGAGGCAUGUCGGAAGACAAAGAGGACAUCAAGCCUCUUUUGCCUGAAGUCGUUGAGUGGGAUGGAUGGACGAGAGUGGACAAGUAUGAGUUGGAAGAGGGCGCACGAUUGGGCAAAAGUCGAAGCAAGGUAGAGAGCGCCGAAGAAAUGGUGCGUUUAGCCCGCUCUUAA